AUGAAGUCUGCCUUGGCAGUCGAGCUCAUUAACACCUACUCCAAGGAUAAUCACAAUGGCAUCUUGAGAUGUGACAUGCACGAAUACAAGGGACGUGUCCUGUACGCAACGAAGAGCGCCAGCGCCGGGGAUACUUUGCUAAGAGAGCCUCCGCUGCAUGCCGUGCGAACCGACCCGAACAACCCAGUGUUCAGAGAACUCGAGUCUCUCUGCAAAGAGUGCAAUUUUCAUCUUGAGCCAAUAUGGUACUGGUGCGCGUUGAACUCGAUCAUCUUGGAGGCGCAGCCUCCUGUCCCAGGGUUGACCUCCAUAACGCACAGGCAGUCCGAGCUUCUUCGGGUGCUGCACGUCCCAGCAGAAAUCACCCCGUGCAAGGAAGUCAUGAAGCUUAUACAAGCCUUUCAUCUGGAAGACCGUACCACACCUGAAGAUCUGGAGCUUCUUCUGCAGGUCUGGAUUCACAACUGUUUCGAGCAGUUUGAAGAUCCCGUCGGAUACGUCAUCUACUUCAUGCCCUCGUUCAGCUCCCACUCCUGCCUGCCCAAUGUUCUGUGGUUCACCGAUGAAGAUCACACCUUCGUCCUGCGCGCCCGCGCAAAUAUUGAGGAGGGCGACGAGGUGACGCUGACGUAUCUCUCAGAAGAAGAUCUCAUGCGACCCACUCUGCAUCGGCGGCGCGUUCUCAGCGAGACCAAAGACUUUGUCUGCGCGUGCGAACGGUGUUCGGCUCCCGUCGAUUUCUCUAGAGGCUUCCGCUGUCCCACGUGCGGCGUCGGAUGCAUCUACGUCGAGCCGGAUGCGGAGCUCACAGGAGACGAGGUCGAUGAGGUCUUCGCAGCAGCUGCUGCUGCUGGCGAGACAGUCGAGACCUUUCUGCCCUCUUCGUUCACGCUCCAACCGAGUUACCGAGGCGUUUCUCCGCCCCCGUGGGCGUCUUCGUCUUCUGGCUCUUCGCCCCCUCUCUGCUCGUUUGAGUCGCGUAUGGCAUCUCUGCCGAAGGACGCGAUUCCGCUCACAGUCUGGCUCUCUCUCCUCGCGCCGAGCAUCGGCGCCGCGCGGCUUUCCGGCGUACGGCGGACGCUGGCAUUGCUGGACAGCGCGCCUCCCGCUGAGAAGGAGGCGUCUGCAACCGAGGACGCGAGGACGAAGAAGUCAGGCGGCGCCGAGGACCUGGUCUCGCCGGCGCAGGGGUUCGCAGCCGUGCUGGAGCGACUCCACCAGGCUCUCGCGUCUGUUCAAGAAGUGACGCGCUUGCAGGGGCGGGCGGCGCCGAACGUCUGCCUGCUGUGCAAGCGGCAGUGGACUUUGCGCGAGCGGCGGAGGUGCCUUGCAAUCGAGGCGCUAGUCGAUCGAUUCGCCAACCCGCAGGACGACGCCGACGCAGAGGCCGCCGCCGCGGAGGCACGGGAAGAGGAGGAGGGGCCUGAAGAGGAGGAGAGUGAUGUUGGCGGGCGGCGGGACCCUGUCUCGCCGCGCGCGGGCAGGCCAGAGAGCGAGAGCGACGACGAGGGACGCGGAGCGGCGAGCAGACGAAAGCAGACUAAGGACCGCUCGCUGUCGCGGGGGGGAGGAGGGCGGAGAGAGUAUGUGGAGGGUAGUUGCGGGGGCUCGGACGACGGCAGAAAGAACGCCACGCGAGGAGGCGCUCAGCACGAGGAGGCGCUCGGCUUGAAGGAGAAAACGCAGAGGAAACUCAAGAAAAAGAGAGACAAAGAGAGCGAAGAGGAAACGGGACAGAGCCCCUCGACGAACGGGUGCGACGGGAAGGAGCAAACCGCGGACUGGGGACGCACCGCGAGGGAGUCGUGUCAGUCCGAGCCUGGCGACAGCCCGCCGCAGCCUGCCUCUUCAGAGACGUCAACGCGAAGAAACAACAAGAAAGCGGCCGAGGCAGGCGAGAGUCCGGAGGCGACCGAGCACGUUGCUUUGUGGCGACGGCGCCACAGCUUGCAGCAGCGUGCCUCCGCCUUGCGUCGCUUGCUGAAGAAGAAGUGGAAGUUGCUCAAGGAGAAACAACUAGAGUGCGUGGAGCACGUGUUCUUCGAGGUCUUCCACGCUCACUGGCAUCUGGCGUGCUGGUUGAAGACGAGGGCGGCAGAUGCCACGGGACCCGAGCGCGUGGCUCUCCACGACAAAGUUGUGUGGCAACAACGGAAUCUGUAUCCGGGCCUGAAUGCUGCAGUCGGUUGGUCGCUGGAUGAAAUGGCGGAGACGGUUCUCCUGACCUACCGGGAUCAGCCCAACACCUCGCCAGCCUUGUCGGCCGAAAGUGUGAAGACUUUGCUGCGGAACCGCGACAUUUUGGCUGCGUACGAGGAAGCAGCCUCUAUCCUCGGCACGCUAUUUGAGACUGACCAUCAAUUCGUCAUGGACGUGACGAAGAAGCUCGGCACGAUUGCGGGGUGGAUUCGGAACUAUGGUUUGGAGGCAGAGCCUUCAGCUGCCGCUUGGCUGACCGCUGGUCAGCGGCGCUUCGAGACUUCCUAUGCUGGGCAUUGCAGCCCGGUGCUUCUUUGUGAAAACGGCGGGGGCAGUUCCUGGUCGGUCGCGGAGCGGGGUCUGCAGAGUCUGUAA
Molecule: messenger RNA, 2574 nt
Organism: Besnoitia besnoiti
Lineage: Eukaryota; Apicomplexa; Conoidasida; Eucoccidiorida; Sarcocystidae
Exons: 11
Coding region: 1-2574 (857 amino acids)
Molecular function (GO): protein binding
Source: RefSeq, a predicted model, not a curated record